Molecule: messenger RNA, 2462 nt
Organism: Epinephelus lanceolatus (giant grouper)
Lineage: Eukaryota; Metazoa; Chordata; Actinopteri; Perciformes; Serranidae
Product: protein transport protein Sec61 subunit alpha-like 1
Biological process (GO): protein transport
Cellular component (GO): membrane
Source: RefSeq, a predicted model, not a curated record
GUGACGUGUGUUAGCGGCUUGUCUGGUGACGUGUCUCUACUGCUCUCUCUUUUCUUACGGAGCGGCUGGAUGGAGCCACACUGACUCCGCUGAGCACUCAAACUGGUACCAGUAACACGGCAGGAGUCGGCCUAAGGACACCAUGGGGAUUAAAUUUUUGGAGGUCAUCAAGCCGUUCUGUGCGGUCUUGCCAGAAAUUCAGAAACCAGAAAGAAAGAUUCAGUUUAGGGAAAAAGUACUAUGGACCGCCAUCACGCUAUUCAUCUUUCUGGUGUGCUGCCAGAUUCCUCUCUUUGGCAUCAUGUCUUCAGAUUCAGCAGAUCCCUUCUACUGGAUGAGAGUAAUCUUGGCUUCCAACAGAGGUACUCUGAUGGAGCUGGGUAUCUCACCCAUUGUCACCUCAGGCCUUAUUAUGCAGCUGCUGGCUGGUGCCAAGAUCAUUGAGGUGGGAGACACUCCCAAGGACAGAGCCCUCUUCAACGGAGCUCAGAAAUUGUUUGGAAUGAUCAUCACCAUUGGACAGGCCAUUGUAUAUGUUAUGACUGGCAUGUAUGGAGACCCGUCAGAGAUGGGUGCUGGGAUAUGCUUGCUCAUCAUCAUCCAGCUCUUCGUUGCAGGUCUUAUUGUCUUGCUGCUGGAUGAGCUGCUCCAGAAGGGCUAUGGUCUGGGCUCGGGUAUCUCUCUCUUCAUUGCAACUAACAUCUGUGAGACGAUCGUGUGGAAGGCAUUCAGCCCCACCACUGUCAACACGGGCAGAGGUACUGAGUUUGAGGGAGCCAUCAUUGCUCUCUUUCAUCUCCUGGCCACCCGCACAGACAAGGUGCGUGCCCUGAGAGAGGCCUUCUACAGACAAAACCUGCCUAACCUCAUGAACCUCAUCGCCACCGUCUUCGUGUUUGCAGUGGUAAUAUAUUUCCAGGGCUUCAGGGUGGACCUGCCCAUCAAGUCAGCACGCUACCGUGGUCAGUACAACACCUACCCCAUCAAACUGUUCUACACGUCCAACAUCCCCAUCAUCCUGCAGUCUGCCCUGGUCUCCAAUCUCUACGUAAUAUCUCAGAUGCUCUCAACGCGUUUCAGUGGAAACUUCCUCGUCAACCUCCUGGGAACCUGGUCUGACACCUCGACUGGUGGACCAGCUCGGGCCUACCCAGUGGGCGGUCUCUGCUACUACCUGUCACCUCCAGAGUCGUUUGGUUCUGUCCUGGACGACCCGGUUCAUGCUGUUAUCUACAUUGUCUUCAUGCUUGGCUCCUGCGCCUUCUUCUCCAAGACCUGGAUUGAGGUUUCAGGAUCCUCUGCCAAAGAUGUGGCGAAGCAGCUGAAGGAGCAACAGAUGGUAAUGAGGGGACAUAGGGAGACCUCUAUGGUGCAUGAGCUUAACAGGUACAUCCCCACAGCUGCUGCCUUCGGUGGCCUCUGCAUAGGAGGGCUGUCCGUCAUGGCUGACUUCCUGGGUGCCAUCGGUUCCGGUACAGGAAUCCUCUUGGCUGUGACCAUCAUCUACCAGUACUUUGAAAUCUUUGUAAAGGAGCAGAGUGAAGUCGGCAGCAUGGGAGCGCUGCUCUUCUAGAAAAUACCAACCUUCUGACACACAUCAGACACAAAGCAUUCAUCCCCCCAUCAUGUUUUUUAUUUUGCAUUUUUUUUGCAAUUUGCACAAUCACUACAUUUUGCAGCUGGGAUAGGUAAUUUUCUCCACCGCCUGUGUUUUCCACCAUUACCUCUCUAGCAUGACAAUGCUGAGAAAACCGUUUCGGUUACUCCCAGCGCUGAGCAUAGUAUUGUGUGUCAUCAGUCCUUUACCUCCAGUAGCUUUUACCCAUCUCUCUGCAGGCUGCCUAAGUCCCCACUGACUGUCUCAUCAGCUGAAGAAUGCCUAAAAGCACACACGUGUGGGGUGCUGUCUCUGACUUACCUCAGGCAUUGUUCAUUGCAGCAUGUUCAAGGAACACUAAGACAGCGACAGUGUGUUAGUGCUUAUUUUGAGCUGGAAGCACUGCCUGGACAUUUUGGGGGAGCUGAAAGAAAGCCAUGUCAUGUUCAUCACAGGUAGCAAUCACGCUUGAGGUUUCUGGGGCCCUAUGGUAAGGAUGUAAAAAGUAUGAAUAAAAAAUGCUUGUACUCCUGAUAAGGUUUCUGGUAAUCUCAGAGAAGCUGUUGGUGGUUUUUAUUUACCUUAUUUUGAUAUUUUAAAUGAUGGACUAUGUUUAUAUUCACUCUGGUCUUAUGUAGGGCACAGUGUUUGUCCUCUGUCUCUGGGUCCUCAAAGGAAAGUGUUUGUCUGUGUGUCAUCAUGCUCUUUUAUUCCCAGACUGAAUCGCUGCACAAAAUACUGCCGAGAUGGUCGGGAUGAGGGUGGGUUUGAUAGGGACGAAAGGGGGUUUCAUUUUGGUUUUUACUUUAUGUAACAGACAUAAUUGUGUUAUUAAAAAAAAAACAGGAUUUUUUUUUCCAACAAA